CACAGCUGUUCGUUUUGCCUGUGUCUUGAUACUAUAGAAAAUUUUAAUAAUUAUUUGGAAAGUGAGUUAUAUUGCAUGUUAUAAUACUGAUUAGGUCAUUUUAAUGAGAACCCAACGAUACGCAGCAAUUUCAUACCAUCCUGAAACCUGUAAGAUAUAAUCUUAUGUAGACAGGUUUCUUUACAUUAUCUGUCGAAAUCAUCACAAUUACUAUGCCUCUUUUUGGUAAAUCUCAAAAGAGCCCAGCUGAGCUCGUGAGAUCACUAAAAGAUGCAGUUACUGCUCUAGAAAGGGGCGAUAAAAAGGCAGAAAAAGCUCAAGAAGAUGUCAGCAAAAAUCUGUUACUGAUAAAAAAUAUGCUUUAUGGAACAUCUGAUGCAGAGCCUCAGACUGACAUCAUUGUGGCUCAGCUGGCUCAGGAGCUCUACAACACAAACCUCUUGCUGCUACUAAUUCAGAAUUUAAAUCGAAUCGAUUUUGAGGGAAAGAAAGAUGUAGCACAAGUGUUCAACAAUGUUCUGCGACGCCAAAUCGGUACUCGAUCACCUACGGUUGAGUACAUCUGCACGAAACCAGAGAUCCUCUUCACCUUGAUGUCUGGGUAUGAGCACCAAGAGAUAGCAUCCAACUGUGGUACGAUGCUGCGGGAGUGCGCGAGAUACGAAGCUCUGGCUAAAAUAAUGUUGUAUUCAGACGAUUUUUACAAUUUCUUCCGUUAUGUAGAAGUUUCUACUUUUGAUAUCGCCUCAGAUGCCUUUUCUACUUUUAAGGAAUUGCUAACCCGACACAAGAUCCUGUGCGCGGAGUUUCUAGAAGCGAACUACGACAAGGUGUUCGGCCAUUACCAGCGUCUGCUAAACUCUGAGAACUACGUGACGCGGCGGCAGAGCCUCAAGCUGCUGGGGGAGCUGCUGCUGGACCGGCACAACUUCUCCAUCAUGACGAGAUACAUCACCAACCCGGAUAACCUGAAGCUCAUGAUGAACAUGCUGAAAGAGAAGUCCAGGAACAUACAGUUUGAGGCGUUCCAUGUUUUUAAGGUAUUCGUAGCGAACCCCAACAAGCCGAAGCCGAUCCUGGACAUCCUGCUGCGGAACCAGGACAAGCUGGUGGACUUCCUCACCAAGUUCCACACGGACCGCUGCGAGGACGAGCAGUUCAACGACGAGAAGGCUUACCUCAUAAAGCAAAUCAAAGAGCUCAAACCCUCUGAACACUAACGGCAGCUGCAUUUCAUUCUACCGCCACUCGAUACAGAACUUAGUUAUAGAUGCUAUUAUAUUUAAUUGCUUCUAAGUCACCCCCGGGUGUGCGCGCGAUCUAUAGUAACAUUGGUAUUCUGGUAAGGAAUUUACAUUUGGUCUGUGAUGUCAGGAAGAGUGUGUAUGCUACGAGCAAAUUAACAUUUUAUAAUAAACAUUUGUAGGAGUUAGUUAUUUUUUAAUGGUUUGACUUAUAUGUUUUGUAAGUUGUUUAAACCAUUUUUUAGUUUUUAUGACGUGUUUAGCGACGACCCUAGAAAUCGAAGUAUAAAUUUUGUCACAGUAGCCCACGAGUUUGCUUAAGUUUUAGCCUUUGGAAAUGACAAAUAAUGCAGGAACCUAAGAUCUAUAUAGUAGAGCGAGACUUGUAUAUAUGACACUCUAAUAUUUUUAUUAAAAUGUUUGUAAGUUUCUUUUGUACUCUAGAUCAAUAUCAGAAAUAUAAAUUGUUACACAAGAAGUAUAUUUAUAUAUUUUCAGUAUUGGUUUCAAUGUAUCACCUUUUAUCUACUUAGUUAAAGUGUCGUAAUUAUUUUAUUUAUUGCAUAAAUGCUUAAUUGUAAUCAGAGUUCAGGUUUAAUUAGUAGGUACCUAGUUAAUGAAAUUUCUGGUAAUGUUUAUGGUUAGUUUUAUUUUGUCUAAAUUUUCUGAGUAAUUUAAAUGUAUCACUUUGUUUUCCAGCGUCAUUAAUGCAAUUACAUCUAUUGAAAAUGAAUAAAUAUUAUUUAAAUCAGA
Molecule: messenger RNA, 1997 nt
Organism: Plutella xylostella (diamondback moth)
Lineage: Eukaryota; Metazoa; Arthropoda; Insecta; Lepidoptera; Plutellidae
Gene: Mo25
Product: calcium binding protein Mo25
Biological process (GO): intracellular signal transduction
Molecular function (GO): protein serine/threonine kinase activator activity
Source: RefSeq, a predicted model, not a curated record